Messenger RNA from Sebastes umbrosus (honeycomb rockfish), 2947 nucleotides. RefSeq names its product inhibitor of growth family, member 3 (gene ing3). The record is from RefSeq and is a predicted model, not a curated record. Gene Ontology annotation, biological process: regulation of DNA-templated transcription. NCBI's taxonomy places the organism in Eukaryota, Metazoa, Chordata, Actinopteri, Perciformes, Sebastidae. The transcript is spliced from 12 exons. Gene Ontology annotation, cellular component: NuA4 histone acetyltransferase complex. The coding region runs from base 133 to 1389 and encodes 418 amino acids.
CAGCCGCUUGCGUCACCAUCUCUGACCUCGAUUUCUUUCUGUAUUGUUUUGUGAGCGAGACCGCGGCUGGAGGCGCCAUAUUGGAAGAAGAAAACGGUUCCAUAAAUCGCUAAAAACGUUAAAUCUGCAGCCAUGUUGUACCUGGAGGAUUACCUGGAGAUGAUCGAGCAGCUUCCCCUGGACCUGCGCGACAGGUUCACGGAAAUGAGGGAGAUGGACCUGCAGGUUCAGAACGCCACGGAUCAGCUGGAGCAGAAGGUGAUCGAGUUCUUCGUCAACGCCAAGAAGAACAAACCAGAGUGGAGAGAAGAGCAGAUGGAGGUCAUCAAGAAGGAUUAUUACAAAGCUCUGGAAGACGCAGAUGAGAAAGUCCAGCUGGCCAAUCAGAUUUAUGACCUGGUGGACCGUCACCUGCGUAAACUGGACCAGGAACUGGCCAAGUUCAAGAUGGAGCUGGAGGCCGACAACGCCGGCAUCACUGAGAUCCUGGAGAGACGAUCUUUAGAGAUGGACAGUCCAUCUCAGCCGGUCAACAACCAUCACGCCCACUCUCACACCGCCGCCGAGAAGAGGAAGUACAGCGCUCCGACUCACCACACUACAGAACACGUUCCAGAGAAGAAGUUCAAGUCUGAAGCUCUGCUGUCCACGCUCACAUCAGACGCCUCUAAGGAGAACACGCCAGGCGGCCGUACCAACAGCACGUCUUCGUCCACCAACAACGCGUACAGCGUGAACUCCUCUCAGCCGCUGGCCUCCUACAACCUGAGCUCUCUGCCGGCGGGGCCCGGGGCUGGCGCCGGCGCCAUCACCAUGGCUGCUGCUCAGGCUGUACAGGCCACCGCACAGAUGAAGGAGGGCAGAAGGACGUCCAGUCUGAAAGCGAGCUACGAAGCCAUCAAGAACAACGACUUCCAGCUGAGCAGAGAGUUCGCUCUGUCCCGGGACAACACCGGGUACUCGUCCUCCGCUCUGGCCUCCACCCUCACCCAGACCCUCACCCCCACCACCGCCUCCGACUCCAGAGGACGCAAGUCCAAAAGCAGCAUCAAGUCUUCCAACCACCAGUCCUCUUCAUCGUCCUCCUCUUCCUCUCUGUCGUCGUGCUCUUCGUCAUCAGCGCUGGCUCAGGAGCUUUCCCAGCAGGCCUCAGCGCUGCCCGAGGCUGAGGCCAACAGCCAAGUGGACUGGACCUACGACCCCAACGAGCCCCGAUACUGCAUCUGCAACCAGGUGUCUUAUGGAGAAAUGGUCGGCUGUGAUAAUACAGAUUGUCCCAUCGAGUGGUUCCACUACGGCUGUGUGGGUCUGACGGAGGCUCCCAAAGGGAAGUGGUUCUGUCCUCAGUGUACCGCCGCCAUGAAGAGGAGAGGCAGCCGCCACAAAUAGACUCAGCGCCGCCGCCAUGUUGGAUUUUAACCUCCUAAAACACACCACUGAGGUCAGAGGUCAACAGGCUGCUCACAAAACAAGACAACAACACUUUGUGCCAACAGAAAUCACCUGUUAUCCUCCAAACAUACUUUUUUUAUAUUUUAAAGCUCCAAAACUACUAUAAUUCUGCCUGAUUUUGUUUUUCUUUAAUAACUGUUUAUUCAUCCAGGUUUUAUUUGGUCAGAUUAAAGUCGGACGUGUGAAACUAAAAUCUGAAUCCUUUAUGUUCAAUGAUCAAUGUUCGUUUAACACUCUUUUCUCCUCUUCAUUCGUAUCAUAGAAAAGUAAAACUGAAAAUAACAUUGAUCUGGAUUAUUAAAGAUUAAACAUUAAUGUUUCACUCACAUUCACUGUGAAAUCCUACAACUACUCUGAAACAACUUGUUUUAAUGACUCAGAUGAAACGUUGAAGUGAAGUGGACCUCACACAGAGCUCACCUGGCCGGGGUCAGAGGUCAGACUGUCGGGGUUAGCUCGUCUGUUUAAAUCUUUCUCUCCCUGCUGUCACUGGAAAACACAUUCACUUAUGAGAUUAAUCAAAUUAAACUAAUUAAAAACUUACUUUAAUAAACACAUUUUCACACUUUCUAUCUUCAGAAGGUAAAUCUCAAAAUAUAAAUCAGAAAUAUUAGAUUUUGUCUAAAUUAUUUUCCUCUUAAUUGUAAUUUUAAAUAGAGUGGGAACGUCUUAUAGUGAUCAGAGAUCUUGGGAUGGAAGCUGAGGGUCCGGGCAGCAGAAGCCCGGUUGGUCACGUUUCGAUUUUGGAUAGAUGUGAAUUUAUUUAAUUAUUUAUUAUAAAAAUAACAAAUUGUGCAUCAGAAAUUUGGCAAAGAUCUUCCAAAUUAACAGGAAUUAUAAUCUCAGUGUGAACCUUGUUAAUGCAGCAACAAACUGGUCUAAACUUCAAAAGGAAUUCAAAUUAUAGUAUAUAAUGUAAAUAGUAUAUAACCAUUGAAUAGAUCGACCCCAUCGUCAUAGAUACCUGAUCCAGCUGUUUGAGUCAGUAUCGGCCUGAUAUCUGAUCCGGUAUCGGUUCAUCCCUAAAAUCAACACGCAUCUCGUGACGAAGAAUUUUGACUGUAUGAUAUAAUUUUCUUUAACAUCCAGAUUUUAACUUGUUAAAUUUUUUUAAAUGUCCAAAUUCUUUAGUUUCUGUCUUAAAUCUGAAAACAAUAAUCUCAGACUCCAUUAAUCUGAGUAUUCUCUCUAAAAACUACAAACAUGAGCUGUUGGACUACAACUACAGAAGUCUGAUUGAAAUAUGAGUCUCCUCUGACCUCGUAGAGAGAGAAGGCUUUCUCAGAGCAACCAUGUGUUUGUCCCUGUUCACACCUGGCUCUAGGAUGAGUCCUGGGUGAUCUGACCAGUAGUGGACCGCUCAGUUCACACCUGGUAUUCGACAGUGAUGGUUAGAUCUUCACACCUGUACCUACAGAUGUUGAUGCCAGGUGUGAACAGGGCCUCUGUCUGUUAUGUUUAAAAAGAAAAGGUCCAAUAAAAUGAUGUUUUGGUA